Messenger RNA from Thyridium curvatum, 825 nucleotides. RefSeq lists its product as uncharacterized. The coding region runs from base 1 to 825 and encodes 274 amino acids. Lineage: Eukaryota; Fungi; Ascomycota; Sordariomycetes; Thyridiales; Thyridiaceae. The transcript has a single exon. The record is from RefSeq and is a predicted model, not a curated record.
AUGGAACCCCAUUCAUAUGGUUUAGGCCGUGGUGAGGCACUUCCAAACUACCUAGGUAUGUUCUUCACAUUUGCUGACCAGGCGGGCGCUAUACUCGUGUGUAGGAAUCAUGAGAGAAUCACCAACGAAGCCAAGGCUUUGGAGCUAGUGUCUGAAGCAACGACUAUCCCCGUGCCAAAGCUGCUCGAACAUGGGAUACAUGCUGAUGGCCGUCGAUAUUUGGUCACGGAGCUCGUCGAGGGCGUUUCGCUGAACGCAUUCCCAAGGCCUUGCUCCAAGCCAAGAAAUGAACAGCAUACGACAGAUCAGUCCCUGCCAUGUCAGGCGUGUUCGGACCAGGCUUACUCGAAUGCUGCCGAAUUUAUCGAGCGCACGGUUUUGCCUCAACUUGCGGACUUGAAAGCUCGUUCCCGAGGCAUCGACGGGUUCGUCAUGCCGCCCUCCUGGCUCAGCCCCGUCGAAGUCCCGUGGAAGGGCAAGACGUCUUGGAAGACCCUUCCGCUGCAGCAGCCCGACUACGUUUUCCAGCACGGUGACAUGGCGGCUCACAACCUCAUCAUGGACCCCUGCACGCUUCAACCCAAGGCCCUGAUUGAUUGGGAGUUCGCUGGCUAUUUCCCAGCCGGGAUGGAGAGAUGGGUCGGCUCACUGGACCCGGAGGCCUAUCUCAGGCGUCGCAACGGUCGGGCCCAUGUGAUAGCAGAGUUUCUCGCCGAGGAGUUCUUGGAGUGCUGUGACAAGUGGCACGAUCGAGACGAGUUGGAUGAGUUGGUUCGCGCUGGAGACCUUCCGAACCCAGACGAGCUGAAGGACGCUCGUAUUUAA